AUGAGGUCACAACUAAUAGAUACUCAACAACAGCAGCAACUGUCAACAAUGAUUCCAGUUCGUUAUCGAAUUUUACUUUAUUUAAAUAUUUUUUUGAUAAUUGUUGAUAUAUGUAUUAAUACAUUUGAUGAAUUUCUUGCACCAAACACAUUUGGACAACUUAUUAUAUUUAUUAUUCAAGAUGUGUGUAUUGUCCUUUCAAUUACAUUACUUAUCGUAAUGGUUUUAACAACUUAUGUUGCUCAGGCUGGAUUACUCUGUCUACUUCUUCGAAUGUUUCGUUUUUCAAUUAUUGUUGCUUGUUUUUAUUUAGCACUUUGUGCUGUUGUUCAAGCACUUAUACUUGUUGAACGAUUUCAGGAAAGCACAUUCAUAACAAGUGCUUUUCUAAAACCACAAGUAUUAGCUUUGUAUGUCGUUCAACGAACAUUUUCAGUUUUAUAUUAUUAUGGAAUGAAACGUGCAGCUUAUCGUUUAAGUGAUCCUCAUUUUUAUCAAUCAUCGAAAUGGUUACAAAAUCUUUGGGAAAAACGUCGUAUGGCUGCUACAGGUGCAGCAAUGCAUGCAAAUUCAGCAGCUGGAUCUACAUCAACUGCACUUCGUUGUUCUUGUUGUGAAAUUUUAUAG
Messenger RNA from Adineta steineri, 627 nucleotides. NCBI's taxonomy places the organism in Eukaryota, Metazoa, Rotifera, Eurotatoria, Adinetida, Adinetidae. The record is from the annotation of a GenBank genome assembly.